UCUGAAGGUCACUUAACGAUAGGAUUCUCCAAUUUCAACUUAUACACACAUAUUCAUUUUUCUGUUACUCAUGAUGAUCAAAAGCUCUAAUGGAUUGAAAUUGACACGAAUCCUGUUAAUUCGAGCCAACAACAGUCAUAAAUUAGCCUUUUCAUGUGAAUGUGUGGCCGUCAAUCAUUCAGGAGCUAUGGAUUUCUUAUUAAAUGCCAUACUGUUUAUUGCACUGAAUCCCUUGCACCGAGUGUCUGGCCUGGUAGUUUAUAACCCCAAGAACCCGAUUCGUCGGGAAUCUUUGCAAGGUAAGGUUCAAGCAGAGGAAGAGGAGAAACGAUGGCACCGGGCUCAAUCGACCAGACAUACCCAUUUCAAUGAAAGUGAAUUUUUAGGACCAGGAGAGAUUCCCUUGGAACAAGUCCGAGAUUUAGAGUCGUUCCUUCUAGGGGCUCAAUUUGGCCAGAAAUUUAAGAGUCGUUCUCUUGGGAACUUACCGAACAACCUGAAAGGUUCUGAACACAAAGACAAAAAUGCUUUGAGACACCGAGGUUAUGGAGGUUCCACAUCGACAUCAAGGACACCGGAUCCUAAUCCUUGGAAAACUGCCCGAGUUAUUCCAUAUCAAGGACCAAGGGCACCAAUGCCACCUUCUGGAACGCUGAAGGUCGUUCCAUACCCGUUCACAACUACUCCAGAGCCUCGAAAGAGGGGUCCAACAUUGAUCCUGGAAACCAGUAUCGUCACAAGCGUGACCCCUACCAAUACCUCUGCUAUGCCUCAAUGGUUCCAUUCCAACGAAACUGAUGAACAAUCAGUCCCAUUAUUAACCCAGAAACUGGAACACGUGGAUACACCAGAAUACUACGACCAAUUCGAUACCUUGCCUCCCAACGAGAGUGAUAAUUUGAACGACUUGUCAUUCCUACCCAAGCUCUCGAACAUCUCAAAUCUUACCUUGUCCCAACUUGAAGACGGAAAUCUGACCCUCAAUGAUUUCUUAGCUUGGGAACAAGAAGUGGCCUCUGGAGUAGGAGAAAGUCUACAAUUCCUACCAGAAUUGGCAUUUAAUGUGAGCGUUCCUCCUGUAACCGUUAUUGUGGAUCAAACACCAUUCCAUGUGAGUGGAGAUGAUUGGUCUGGUUUGGCUAACUCCAAUAUUUCGAUCGUGCCUGUGGUUAUCAAUGCGGGGAGGAAUCACACAGACCUCACGCAACCUUUAGAAUUGGGAGGCAGAUCCAAUCUUACCAAACAAUUUGAAGAUGACUCUUUGUUCCCGAAGAGUUCAGAAGAUAACAUAGUUUUGCCGAUUUCAGUUCCUUCAUCGGGAAAUGCAACGCAAUAAAUGGACAAGUUUA
Tigriopus californicus is the source of this 1349-nucleotide messenger RNA. RefSeq lists its product as uncharacterized. The transcript is spliced from 5 exons. The coding region runs from base 71 to 1336 and encodes 421 amino acids. The record is from RefSeq and is a predicted model, not a curated record. NCBI's taxonomy places the organism in Eukaryota, Metazoa, Arthropoda, Copepoda, Harpacticoida, Harpacticidae.